Molecule: messenger RNA, 946 nt
Organism: Papilio polytes (common Mormon)
Lineage: Eukaryota; Metazoa; Arthropoda; Insecta; Lepidoptera; Papilionidae
Gene: c12.1
Product: protein CWC15 homolog
Exons: 4
Coding region: 170-823 (217 amino acids)
Biological process (GO): mRNA cis splicing, via spliceosome
Cellular component (GO): catalytic step 2 spliceosome
Molecular function (GO): RNA binding
Source: RefSeq, a predicted model, not a curated record
AACUGUCAGUUAUUUGGCAGUUGUCAGAAAAAUAAAAAGUACAGAAGUUUAAGUUUACUUUAUUCCACUUACUUAGUUAUAUUACUGAAUCUGAAGACGGAGACUAUAUUGCGUUUUUCUAAGUUAACAAAGUUAUUGCCCUUAUUUAGGAUUGUAAAGUGUCUUAAACAUGACUACUGCUGCCAGACCAACGUUUGAUCCAGCGCGAGGUGGACAAGGACGCGGAGAAAAGGAUCUUAGUGCUAUAUCUCGUCAAUACUCUAGUCGAGAUCUUCCAGGGCAUACUAAACUAAAAUACAGGGAACAAGGUCAAGGUACUACUGAAGAGCUAAGGACAAGAGAUUUCCGUAAAGAAUUAGAUGAGAGGGAAAAAGAAAGCAAAGGAUCUACAUCGAGAAGGCAAAAUGAGCCACCUGCAAAGAGGUUAAAAAUAGAUCAAGUACCAGCUGCUAGUUUAGAUGCCGAUGACCCAUUGGAAGGAGAUUCUACAGAUUCGGAUGACUCGGAUGAUGACACAGCAGCAUUAUUGGCCGAAUUGAAUAAAAUUAAAAAGGAAAGAGCAAUUGAACAAGCAAAAAAGGAUGCUGAAAAGAAGCAAGAGGAAGAAAGAAUUCGUAUGGAAAACAUAUUGUCGGGCAAUCCAUUACUAAAUUAUUCUGCAGCAGGACAAAAAAAUGAUUUAAAGGUGAAACGAAGAUGGGAUGACGAUGUAGUCUUCAAAAACUGUGCUCGAUCAGAGCCAGAAAAGAAGCUAAACACAUUUAUAAAUGAUUCGUUGAGAUCAGAGUUUCAUAAAAAGUUCAUGGAGAAGUAUGUGAAAUAGGAAAUUUAAAUUUUUUUUAGUAUUUGUCAAUAAUAAGGGUGACACAACAUAGGACUCAAUUUAUUUAACAUUUUUAAGUGUGGUACAACUGUAACAUAAGAUUUGAUAAAAGAAAAUAAAUUC